AUGCCAGUAGACAAUUGGCUUAUUUUAGCUUUAAUAAUGAUAUUUUCUUCCACAAUAUUUUGUGGUCUUUUACCAAUAAUAAUACGUUUAUUGAUAGCUCGUCGACGUUAUCGUCGUUAUCUUGUUGAAUUCCAAGAUAUAGAAUGCUCAACUCCCGAUGUAUUUCCAACUUUGGAAUCAAUCUAUCAUGAUGUGCAAAUACAUAAUGACGAACAAAUUAAUUGUCAUGAACAUUCAAUAUUAUAUUCACGCUUACCAUUUAUCGAUGAUCUGAUUAAAGAUGAGGACACAUAUGUUUAA
Molecule: messenger RNA, 300 nt
Organism: Rotaria sordida
Lineage: Eukaryota; Metazoa; Rotifera; Eurotatoria; Philodinida; Philodinidae
Source: the annotation of a GenBank genome assembly